AUAACACAUGCCGACAGAAAGCAGACAGUCGUCAAAUUUCAAAGAAAAAAAUACAUUUUCAGGCAUACAUGUACAGUUUAAUAGCUGCAUCCAACAGUCAACAUAUCUGGCAGCAGAUGUUGGAGAUGGUGUGAACUGAGUGAACCUGUUAGAUGCUGUCACAGGCAGAUUGUCAACCAUCAUAAAUCAUCAGUCGGAGCAGGCUGUGGCCAACAUGGACAUCAUACUGAGUGGGAUCCUGGCCUCAGACCAUGAGGAUUCCCUCAAGGAGAAGCUUAUUAAGAACAUAGCUGAGGCGUCCUGCAAGCCCCACACUCCAAGUGUUGUCAAAUCCGUGCUCAAACUUACUGCAGACUGGGUGGCCAAUGGGGAAACACCUCUCAUCGUGAGAUCAGGCUUUACCGUCUAUAUUUCCUGGGCCAAAAACAAUAUUGAUGUUCUGGAACAAGUCUGCAACACUGAGUUUGUUUUGUACUUGCUGGGCGCCGAAUGUGUCAACUCUGCCAAGGCCGUCACGCUGAUGCAUCAGAGUUUGCAACUUCUAGAAUUGACAAACUCUUCUCCAAAGCUCCUCAAAAUCAUUGAAGCAAAGUCAAUAAGCUAUGUCAGAGAACAUGUCGACCUGGAGUCAUUGAAGGCUUUUGUUGAAUUCCUUAAAGACUACAGGGAAUGUAUUCCCAAGGGAGACUUUGCUGGGACAUUUUGUCAGUCCAUAGUGAACGCCAUGAGUAUGUUUAGUACUCCUGAAGACCGUAAUCUACUCCAGGUUUAUAUAUAUGAUGUGAACACCAUUGCAAACUUUCUGAAUCUUUUAUGGGUCACCACGGACUCCAGUGCAGCUUUCAUGUCGCUGAAGGCCAUAUUUAACAUCAUCUCUUCAACGGAGAAGGGCAAUCACCCAUCUGUCUGCCUUGGAGCUGUUGUCCACCAUAUACCUCGAGAUUUGGUGGAAAUUGCCAUGAAGACCCUUGUAGGAGACCCCCAUAUCCAGGAUGGUCAGAUGACAGCAGCAUUAAACCACACCAUCGAUUGGCUAAGCUGGCCAACAGCUAGGAACAUUGACCUAUGGGUGAUUGCUUUACUCAAGUGUUUGGCUGCGGCAAAACGUUACUCUAUCCUGAUUGGCGUGACCGAGUCCAAGCUGGAGCAGGUGUUUGAGAAACUGAGGUACCCAGUUGUGCGUGAAAGCUCUUUGAAUGUCCUUUCUCAUAUGCUGCUCAGCUUCCAACACUCCCCGGAUCCCUUCCACAAGAUUUUGGCUUCAGUACCGGAAGUUGUGUGCUUGUUACGUGCCGAGAAGUCAAAGAGUAGUCUACAGUGUCUGUCCAAACUGUCUGAGCUUCUUCACUGUCUGAUGAAUCUACAUGCUGGAUUUCCAGAGCUCUAUGACCCGGUUCUUGAUCUCAUGAAGGACAUUCCUCCACCCAGUAAUGAGAGGAUCAGAAUGCGUCUAGCUCAGAGUAAGUGGUCGGGUCAACAGAAAGAGGGUACGGUCAUCAUUCCACACAUCCAGCAGAAGUCAGAGACGGGGAGGGUGGGGCUUGUUAACCAGGGGAACACCUGCUACAUGAACAGUGUCAUCCAGGCCCUCUAUAUGUGUGACAGCUUCCGUCGCAUAGUCAUGCUACAUCCUCCGGUCAACAAGGACUGGGUAAUUCUCAAGCUCCAGCAGGUCUUCGCCUUCUUAUCCCUGUCACAGAGGGCUGCAUAUAUUCCCAAAGAGUUCUUGAAUGCCUCUCGCCCUCCUUGGUUUGUCCUGGGCUAUCAACAGGACUGCUCAGAGUUUCUCAAAUAUUUGCUGGAUCAACUUCAUGAACAAGAGAAGGCAAAAUUCCGCAAGUCACUAUCCAGCAAUGACAGUGCUGAUGACAAGGAUUCUGGGAUAGGCCUUCUGGAUUCAACCUCCUCUGUAGGAUCAAUGACCAGCGACAAGACGCGUUCAACCAGCAAUUCAAGCGGAUCCGAGUCACCAAAGAUAGAGGAGGUAGCUUCAAAAUUAACAGAAGAAAGGGCAUCAACAUCUACUGUCGUGGAGAAAAUAUUUGGAGGGAAACUUAUAACAACUUACAAAUGUUUGAACUGUAAGCAGACCUCAUCGCAGACAGAAACCUUUACAGACAUACCCUUGGCAUUCCCGGACAAGUCUUCAAGAAGGUCACCCAAUGGAGGUGGUAAGAACCUGGCAGGUGGAGGAACCAAAACCAAGUCAACUUCUCCCAGAUCAUCAAAUAGAUUUGAUUCGUGGAGUUCCCAAAUGAGUGAAGCUAGUAGUGCUGACAGUUCACGUGGAGGUGGCACCAUACAUCUGAAUGCACUCAUCAAACACUUCUUGCAGAAGGAGCGUCUUAGUGAAGAGAACCAGUACCACUGUGAGAACUGUGGGGGGCUACAGGAUGGAGAGAGGGUCCUAAGGAUAGCUGAAACACCAGAAUAUCUUUUCUUAGUCUUACUUAGGUUUUCUUUUGACGCCAAACAGCAAGCUCGCUCCAAGAUAUUCCGUGAUGUUAAAUACCCGAGGACUUUAUUCUUGCCCGUUGACCGGUCAAAAGUGUCCUCAGGUAAUGGGUCAGCUGAGAAGAAAAGCAAGAGUGACAGAGACCCUGAUCCACAGCUGUACGGUUUGACAGGAGUCAUCGUCCACUCUGGCACUUCUUCGGACUGUGGUCACUACUACUGCUAUGCCCGCCAUGCUCAGCCGGUCAGCCCGGAACAGGCUGACUCUGUGAUUCGCUCCGAAGAGGAAGAGGAUGACCUUGACUUCCUUCAGGACAAAUGGUUUCUUUUCAACGACAGCCGAGUCUCUACAGCAGACUACAAUAACUUUUCCAGUGUCACUCAGCGCUUCAAUAAAGAUACUGCCUAUGUGCUGGUCUAUAAGAAACUGAACAUGGGCAGCAUCUUGUCCAAAAGACGGUCCCGAGAAGUUCCAUCACCUUUUGCUCAUGACCCAGCUGUCAGGAAGGACCUGCGGGAAAUGAUCAACAAAGACAACAGCAGCUUCCUGCAGGAACAAGAAAGGGAGGCUCAGUCUCAAGCAUCCUUGGAGAAGAAUACCAAGGAGAACAACAGCAUGUCGUGGUUAGGCUGGCCUAAAGAUGAUGAUGAUGAUCCCACACCCCCAGGCAGUUGUGGGGGAGGGAUGGGAUUUGGAAUGUCCGGCCCGCCAGCAGUCUUUUAAACUCAGUCCUGGAGAGCUUCAUAUUUCAGCAGGACGAGAGUGAUAUGUACACUGAACUUCAACUUUUAACUUUUCUCACAUUCUUCAGUUAAAGAGGUGCUGCAUGCAUACAUGUACUUUUAAUAGUUCAGAAAGGGUUUCACAGACACAUUGCUGUCACCUUUUGUUGUCUAAAACCAUGAUAACAUGGUAUCACGUGGCUGAAAAAGUGCUGAUGAAUGAUGAUCUGUGUGGAUGUUGUUCAGAACUUUCACUGGCUAAACUAUAGCCUUUGUGUCAGGGUUUCUCAGGUUCUAAGUAGGGUGAGGUGUUUUCCUCAAGACUGCGCCUUAUUCGCUGCAUGUAUAAACCUAUCGUAGGUUGUCAUUUGAGCAAAAUAUUCCUUGAAGAAAAUCCAUGUGUGAAAAAACCUUCUCGGUCAGACAAGUUCAAAAAAAGUUGAAAGACAACAACAUGACAAAAAAACAUUUGCCUUAUACAAGCUUCUUUUUAAUCAACACUUGUACAGUCCAUAAAGUUGUACCUCCUUUUGUGAACUGUACAGUCUCUAAAAGGUUGUAACUUGAAAACUUGGUCAAUUCCAGCAAGUAAAUUGUCAUUUAGCUGUGGGUGUUUUUUUUCUGGUCAAAUAGUGUUUUAUUUGUGUGUUGGCUAAAUAAGAAAGAAAAGCUUAUAUAAAAGCUAAAUAUUCCAAGUACAGCAGAUUCAGUUAUAUUUUAUAACUUACUUGUUUUCAUUUUUUAUUGUUAUUUUUUGAUAGUUGUGAUGUAGUUAUGUAUACAGUCUGACAGUAUGGGGAAUAUCAGAAAGUGAAUGUGGUAAGAAGAAGGCUGUUACAUUUUGUGUGAAACGUUUUGCUUUUUCUUUGAAUUUAGGAAAGCAUUAGGAACAGUCCAAUGAGUAUUUAAAGAAAGAAAGAAGAAAGUCAGAAAAUAUGGUUUUAUAUGGAUUUCACACUUGCAUUACUGAUACUGUGUAACAGUAUAUAUUAGCAAAUAAAAUCCAUUGUGCCGAAAACAGUCGUCAGUUGGACAAUUUACUGGUAUUAAUCCAUUGCUUUUCAGGUUAAAAUGUUGUGUGUGUGUGUGCUUGUCCCUUGAUGCCAACUGUCAAAUUAUAAUUCUUAAAUGUAUGAUGUUUUCUGUUUGCCUGUUAAGAUAAAUAGAAGGACAAGGUGUUCAUUUUGUUAUAGACGAAUUCCAAUGUCAGAUUCUUGCCUGACAAAUUGAGGGUGCAGUAAAUGUAUCUGGAGUGAGAACAGUAUUCUUGCAUUUGUCAAAUCCAGGACAGUUCAUCAGUGCAUUUUAGACCACAGUGGUAACACAUACAGGUUGAUGUCUUCUGAACGUAUAUAUAUUUUAAAAAUUAACAUUCUUACCUAGCUUAUCAGUCUCACAACCAGGAUGUACCUGUGAUGGGUGUAACUGUUGUGUUGUGCAGAUGAUUGAUUGCUUGUCGCCUGUCUGUACAUUGACAUGUAGAGGUAGUGGUGGGUUGAGGUACAUGAGGUACAUGUGUAUGAACUGGCUGUUGACAGCCAGUACUUGAGCCUCAGAGCUGAAUGUCAAAUGAUAAUGAUAAAUAGAUUAUGGUUACAUUUCAGUCUGUGAUAACUCAAAUGCUCAAAGCAGAUAGACACUACAUUUUAUCCUGUCACCUUAGGAAGGUAUAUAUACAUAUUUUACAUCUGACAGGCAGUAGUCGUAUAGUAUAGUAGUAAUAUACAUACACUUGUACUCAUAUUUUGUAUCUGUACAGAAUGAUAUGGGCUGGUUCCUGGUUGAUAAUGAAUUUAUGGGUAUCUUAGUGUUUAUGUCUUUCAGAUCUGAUGACAGAUAAGUCACGAUUUUUUUUUAAGUCAAAAUGUUGAUAAGGGACUUAAGGACUGAUUUAAAUGUAAAAUUUCUCAGUUCAUGUAGUAAAUACUGUAUUUGACCUGUAACUUUGCCCGUGACUAUGUUGCUCAUUUUGCGGGAUUCUCAGAGAUAUAUUGGUAGUACAAGGGUGUGUCAGGUUUGUUUGGAAGGUAGGCCGGUAUCCUAUAGAAAAGUGUGACUUUUACCACCAUUUAAUUGCUUCUGAUUGCUUCGAAAAACGCCAUUGUUCGUGCGAAUUUUUAGGUAAAAUACAGUAAGUACACAGCUUAGAAUAAGGAGACUGUAGGGUAGACCGUGUAUCUACGAUGAGAAAGAGAUAGGAAUCAGAGUACAGUGGGGUAUUAGUGCAGUGUACCAGGGCAUACUCUAGAGGACAGGCUCAGGUGAUCUGCCUGAGGGGGGGUGAACUUCAUGCCGUGUCUCUAAGGCCUCUCAUCAAUUAACGGUGAUAAGAUUUCAUUAAGGGACAUUUAGAUUGAAAAAGCCGUGUAUAUUUACCAAACUGACUCACCAGAUUAGAGAUAGGCCUGCUGUAACAUCUAAUUGCAUUUCUGUGUGAUUGGGUCAGGCCAGCCCCACAGUUCACUUGCGCUUGGCUAUAACCUUGGGUAUAAACCCCACGAUCACGCGGUCAUCGGGGUAGGGAAGAGGUCAAAAUGUCCCCAAGCCAAAACGCAUGAUUCUGAAUCGAGAAAGUUUUUAAUAUUCUUGAGAAAACACAGUGCUGGUAUGAGCGCGGUAUUUACCAGUAAAAACGCCGCGUUCGUUCUUUAUGUAAAAGAUCCCAUCUUCCAGCUCAUGAUGUUUUGAUACAUACAGGUGGUUACGUCCUUUUAAUUUAUGCAUGUAUAAUACAACUUGUAUGAAGUGCUGUUAUAGAUGAGUUAAACCAAGCCAUUUAAGAUUUAAUGCUAGUGCUAAAUCGUUGCGGAAUCCCAAUGCUUUUGUAUCCUUUUCCAAUAAAACGAUUGAAUUCG
Liolophura sinensis is the source of this 6032-nucleotide messenger RNA. RefSeq names its product ubiquitin carboxyl-terminal hydrolase 35-like. NCBI's taxonomy places the organism in Eukaryota, Metazoa, Mollusca, Polyplacophora, Chitonida, Chitonidae. The record is from RefSeq and is a predicted model, not a curated record. Gene Ontology annotation, molecular function: cysteine-type deubiquitinase activity. Gene Ontology annotation, biological process: protein deubiquitination. Bases 215 to 3178 code for a protein of 987 amino acids. Gene Ontology annotation, cellular component: cytosol; nucleus. The transcript has 9 exons.